Messenger RNA from Humulus lupulus (European hop), 2644 nucleotides. RefSeq names its product probable diphthine methyl ester synthase. Gene Ontology annotation, biological process: protein histidyl modification to diphthamide. The transcript is spliced from 9 exons. The record is from RefSeq and is a predicted model, not a curated record. Lineage: Eukaryota; Viridiplantae; Streptophyta; Magnoliopsida; Rosales; Cannabaceae. Gene Ontology annotation, molecular function: diphthine synthase activity. Bases 837 to 1406 code for a protein of 189 amino acids.
GCAAUGAUCUUUCUCAAUUUGUGGGGCCUCUUAUCUUGAAUCAACUCUACAGUUUCUUAAUCACCCUGCUCUUGAUGGCCUUUUAAGUGAUAAAGAUCGAAAGAUUUUCAAACAUCUUACUUGCCUAGAAGUUGACGAGGACUUCAGAGAUGUUAAAUCGGGUUACUUGAUGUCAACAUCUUAUUUGUGCUUUAAACUUUGGAUUUUUGUUGUCGGUGACUCAUUUGUUUUAGAGAUGUUAUUGUUUUAAUAAGAUUUUGAGUGUCUAUUGUUAUGCAUAUUAUCUGUGGCUUUUUUGGCUGUGGAAGGUAAUAAUUUAUCCUAUAUUGUUUUUGUUCUCUCUGAAUUUUUCUUUUAUAUUUGUGUUUGUAUGCAAUUGCUCAAUUUGAAUGGAAUUCUCAUUGUCCUGAUGCUAAUGAUGGAACUGAAAUCUGUGAACGGGUUAAUUUUAGAUUUACUGAUACACUUUUGAACAGUGAAGUUGAAGCUGUAAUGCAGUUUUCUUUUCUUUUUAAUUAUUAAAUACUUUGCUUCAUAUGUUAAGAUUCUAUUUUGUAAUAUGCUCAUUCCCCUAUAAUGUUAAAUUUUAUCUGCAGACUGUAAUAAAUACAAUGAGCUGCUUACCUACCAACUUGAGAAGCAAAGGCUGGUUCAAUUUCCACGAAUCUUGAAUCAUGGAAUUCUUGUAAGAAAUUCUCAUAUUCCAUGAGAAUCCAACAGCGAAUACAAACUACAUCGAAGCUUAUACUUCUCUUCUCUCUUUCGGUAUCUCUUCAGAUGGCCUUUCUACCCUGGAAAAACUUUAUGGAAGGCCAGUGAUUCUUGCCGAUAGAGAAAUGGUUGAGGAAAAAGCCGAUGAAAUACUCUCAGUUGCUCGUGUUUCUGAUGUGGCUUUCCUUGUAGUUGGCGACCCUUUUGGAGCAACAACUCACACUGAUCUUGUUGUUCGAGCAAAGAAAUUGGGUAUUGUUGUCAAAGUAAUACACAAUGCUUCGGUGAUGAAUUCCAUUGGAAUUUGUGGGUUGCAGCUCUACCGUUAUGGAGAGAUAGUGUCAAUACCAUUCUUUACUGAAACGUGGACACUAGACAACUUCUAUGAGAAAAUUCAAAGCAACCAGAAUCUUGGUCUACAUACUCUCUGCUUAUUAGAUAUUCGUGUGAAGGAACCCUCCCUGGAUCUUUAUGCAGGAUAUAUAUGCAAUUGUCAUGGAGUGGAAGCUGCAGGUGUGAUGGCGAUUGCCCUUGCUAAUGGUGAAGUGAGUAGAUUAUUCGUUAAAUUUAUUUUCUGUUCAUUCCACAAUUAUUUUCACCUAGUCUUGACAUUUAUUUCACAUUUCAAGGGUAAGGUCCAGAUUAGAUAUAGUGAUAUUUUAUUGUUUUGUUUUAGUAAACUUUUUAUGGGCUAGCAAAUAAUAAACUAGACAGAUGCAUAUUCUUUUUAUUAUUGAACUUGUUUGUAGAUGCUUUAGAUGAGUAAAGAUGAUUGGUGUCAAUAUGUAAGCAUGUCCAAUAUUGUUAUGUACAAUUAGCUCUUACAGAGAGUCCCUACGAGUCACCAAGAGAGCAAGUCCUGAGGUGUUUUCUGGUUCAACAUGCAAGCAAAGAGAAAUUGAAGAUGUAUAUUCUAUUUCACUAAUGAAACUAAAUCAACAUAAAGCACCAAUUUUCCAUAUUGAUAAAUUGUAGGAAUGGAUGUCCUCUAUAGCGAGAAACUGGAACUCUUACCCUGAACUCCCUCGCUGUUGAUCGAAAUCUCAUUGAGGUUUAGAUGUCACACCAUGAGUUUAUUUCUUUAAGCCUUCAAACACAUGUUUCUUAACCAUUCAUAUAUGAAUAUUGUGUAGCAAAGUGCACUUUUAACUCUGCUUUUUGAUAUCUUUGACUUUAGUUCUUGGAUCUUCUUAGCUGCACAAGUGACAUUCUUCUUUCUUUUUAUUAGAAAGAGUUCUUUUUUCUAACUUUAUUUUUAGUUUUAUUGUAGAAAUUGGGCUAAACAUUAUAUUAAAGAUGCUAAAGAAGUUUCCAGGGGCAUUUUUAUUUUAUUAUUUUUCUUUAUGAUUUUGUUGUAUAAGAAGUCAAAGUGUGAUUCUGUUUUUAUUCUUUAUUUUUUUUGGAGAUAUAUUGAUAGAAUUUAGAGUUCUGGAAUCAAUUCUUCCUCACAUACUUUUUGAUCAUUGAGCAUGAUAUGUUUGUUAUCUUCAUACAUUUCAGAAGCCUUGUUUUAAGUUGCAUGUUUUUGUGCUUCAGUUGUUGUUUUGCAUGGUAGUACAUCUUGCUAUACCCUAUUGUUUCCUCAAGUUUUGGAGUUAUUACAAAUUAAAUUUAAACUUCAUAUGCUUACAGGUGGAAAGUAGCUUAAGUCUUAUGUUCUUAAUAAUAAAAGGACUUUUUUUUUUUACAAUGUGCAGGUAUAUUGAGAUGAUUUCUUUGGAGCAAUUCUUGACAACAUUUGUAGUUAAGACCUUUAGAAUGGAAGAAUGUAUUUCACUAAUUUUUGUAUACAUUUCUUGUUUUGUAUUUAGUGAUAAUGGAAUUUGAAUUGGGCAUAAAUUAUGUUGUAAUAUGAUUUCUUAAGCCUAGACUAGUAGACUAAAUAUUGUAAUUACAUUUGAGUAAUUAAUAAAAAUCUAUUUAUGUUACCUUA